AUGCUAACCUCCGGCCUAACCAACGCCCCAAUCACCAAACUCCUCCUCAUCUACACAAUCGCUUCCUCCAUCGCCCUCUCCAUCCUCGACAUCAAAUACCUCGCCAGCAUCCGCGUCUCCCCGCAUCUCUGGCCCUACGCCCAAUUUUGGCGCCUCGCAACAUGGCAACUCGCCGGCUUCGCCAAUUCAACCGAGGCCCUCUUCGCCGCUAUGCUCGCCUACCAUCUCCGCGUUGUUGAGCGCGCAUGGGGGAAGCGCAAGUUCGCGACAUUCAUCCUCUCGACGCUACCAUAUACCUCCCUCCUCCCGCCGCUCCUCCUCGUCCUCCUCCGCCCGCUGACCCUUUACAAAAUGAACUAUCUACCCUGCGGACCGACAGCUACGCUUUUUGCAUUGCUGGCGCAGUAUCAUGCUGGGAUUCCGCAUACGUUUCGGUAUAGGAUCAGCACCAGCACAUCUACGUCUGCGGAUACGAAUGAGAGAAGAGAAGGGGGACAAGGGAAGUACCUCACGCUCCUCCUGUCCGACAAGUCAACUACGUACUUGGUUGCGGCGCAGCUGGCUCUGUCGCAGUUUCCUGGGAUGAUGCUUCCAGCGGUGGUGGGGUGGGUUGUUGGGGUUGCGUGGCGGGCGGAGGUGUUGCCGUUGCCUACGGCUCGGUGGAGGGUUCCGGCUUGGGUGGUUGGGGAGAAGGAGAUUGGGAGACGGGGGAAUCAGGGGGAAGAAGGCGGGGAGCGCUAUGAGGAUUUGAGGAGGAGGUUGGAGGGUGAGGCUGUUGCUGCUGCGGCGGCGAGUGGGAAUGCCGGUGUUGGGCUGGGGGGGGAGGCGUCUGGGCAGAGACAGCGUAGGCGAGAGGGAGGGAUUAUGGAUAGGUUGAGGGCGUUGUAA
This is a messenger RNA of Aspergillus lentulus, 888 nucleotides long. RefSeq names its product protein dscB (gene dscB). NCBI's taxonomy places the organism in Eukaryota, Fungi, Ascomycota, Eurotiomycetes, Eurotiales, Aspergillaceae. The record is from RefSeq and is a predicted model, not a curated record. Gene Ontology annotation, molecular function: serine-type endopeptidase activity.